Molecule: messenger RNA, 3064 nt
Organism: Mustela erminea (ermine)
Lineage: Eukaryota; Metazoa; Chordata; Mammalia; Carnivora; Mustelidae
Gene: EXOSC2
Product: exosome component 2
Exons: 9
Coding region: 32-913 (293 amino acids)
Biological process (GO): poly(A)-dependent snoRNA 3'-end processing; U4 snRNA 3'-end processing; exonucleolytic trimming to generate mature 3'-end of 5.8S rRNA from tricistronic rRNA transcript (SSU-rRNA, 5.8S rRNA, LSU-rRNA)
Cellular component (GO): nuclear exosome (RNase complex); cytoplasmic exosome (RNase complex)
Molecular function (GO): RNA binding
Source: RefSeq, a predicted model, not a curated record
GACUGCGCUUGCGCUUUUCUUUGGCGCCAAGAUGGCGAUGGAGAUGAGGCUUCCCGUGGCUCGGAAGCCUCUUAGCGAGAGCAUGGGCCGCGAUACUAAAAAACAUCUGGUGGUUCCGGGGGACACAAUUACCACGGACACGGGAUUCAUGCGGGGCCAUGGAACUUACAUGGGGGAAGAGAAGCUCAUUGCAUCCGUGGCCGGCUCCGUGGAGAGGGUAAACAAGUUGAUCUGUGUGAAAGCUUUGAAAACCAGAUACAAUGGUGAAGUAGGAGACAUUGUGGUGGGGAGAAUCACAGAGGUUCAACAGAAGAGGUGGAAGGUGGACACCAACUCGAGGCUGGAUUCGGUCCUGCUGCUGUCGUCCAUGAACCUUCCCGGCGGAGAGCUGAGAAGAAGAUCUGCAGAAGAUGAGCUGGCCAUGAGAGGUUUCUUGCAGGAAGGGGAUCUCAUCAGUGCGGAGGUGCAGGCGGUGUUCUCAGAUGGAGCGGUGUCGCUGCACACGAGGAGUCUGAAGUAUGGCAAACUCGGCCAGGGGGUGUUGGUCCAGGUUUCCCCCUCCCUGGUGAAGCGGCAGAAGACUCACUUCCAUGACUUGCCCUGUGGGGCCUCCGUGAUUCUGGGGAACAAUGGCUUCAUCUGGAUCUACCCAACGCCGGAGCACAAAGAAGAGGGCGCGGGGGGCUUCACUGCCGACCUGGAGCCCGUCUCCCUCGCCGACCGAGAGGUGAUCUCCCGGCUCCGGAACUGCAUCGUCUUGCUGGUCACCCAGAGGGUGAUGCUGUAUGACACCAGCAUCUUGUACUGCUACGAGGCGUCCCUUCCGCACCAGAUCAAAGACCUCUUAAAGCCAGAAAUAAUGGAGGAAGUAGUUAUGGAAACGCGCCAGAGGCUUUUAGAACAGGAGGGGUGAGGAGAGACAUCUGAAGGACAGGAUGGUGUGCACCUGACCCGAGCAGUUCUUGAAAGUGAAGAAUCCGAUUUGUGGUCCCUGUGUGGCUCCGUGGAGAACUGUGACACUCACCACCUGACCUACAUCAGGCUACGUCCAGCCCCAAAGACUUGCUUUCUCCUGAUCUAGGGCAGAGCCUGGGGAAGUGCUGCUGGCCCCUUGGGUUGCCUGCAGAGUCGGGCAGUACGGGUACUUGCAGGCCUUGAUUUUUUUAUUUUUUUAAUUAUUACUAUCUUUUUUUUUUUUUAAGCUUCAAGCCUUUACAAGCACACAGUGUUUCAGCCAAGUGGACUCCCAUUCUGGAAUAAUAUGGAGAAUCUUUUUCUCCUAUUCACCAUCAGUUGGUGAAUCACCAUCACAAGCCACAGUGCCCCAUGAAAUGGUCUAAAAAACACAGCCUCCCUGACCCGCAAACUGUUUUGGCCUCUGUUCCCACUCCUGCGGCGCAAGUAGGACACUGAAGAAUAUAGUAGUAACUUUUUUUUCGAGAGAGAGAGAGAGCACACGCGCGCGCGUAAGCGCACAUGCUUGUGCUGGAGCAGGGAUCUUCAGCAGGCUCCACGCCCACGGUAGAGCCAACGCAGGGCUCUGUCUCCUGACCGGGAGACUGGGGUCUGAGCUGCAACCCAGAGCCGGAGCUUAACCGGCGGAGCCACCCAGGUGUCUGUAUGGUUAACAACAUGAACCCAGCGGUCACAUGGAAGAAGAAAGCCGACCAAGCAGCCUUCGCUCGCUUAGAGUGUUGCUUCUCGUGAUACAUGCGAGUGUACAUCAUCAGGCUGCUGUGAUCUGUCCCGCUUCUAAGGGGUGAUUUGUCAGAAGCUGAAUUAUCAGUAAUCGAGUGAGUGUUCAGGGUGCUCUGAGGAACGGGAAAACAGGAAGAGAAAUGCAGAUGGGAACAGAAAAGCUGUCUUCCUCUUGUGAUUGAAGUAGUAAUGCAUUAAUUGUGGAACAAUUCAGGGUUAAAAACAGGAGGUUGACGUUCUCACUGAGGCAUGCUAGGAUUCCCAGGCAUUGGCUUUCCUAAUGACUAGAAACGGUACUCUCAGGUUUGGGAAAACAUUUUUUUAAAGGCAGGCUAUGAAGUGCUGUCUUAUUUCACAAUAUGUGAAUAUUUUUUCUAUAUUUAUAAAUGUGGUAUUAACAUCACUGUUUCUGUCCCCAUGCCCUGUGUAAUACUUGGGAGUGUAGCAGGUAUAAAACCUGACAGAGGACUUUAAACUGCCCUCUGGGUCAUCCAGUGAAGUGUAAGCCUAGCAUAGUUUCAGUGGUUGCGACUUUGAACCCUGCAUUUGACACUUUUGAAAUACAGCUCGGCUCUUUGUUACUGGUAUAUUUCUUGUCCUUAUAACAUCACUCGAGAGCUACCAUUUUAGACAGCUGAAUAUUCCAUAGGCUGCGGUGCAACCGUAGAUUGGCUCCCUUGGCGUAUUUUUGAGAGCACAUGCUGGGCUGUAUACCUCUUAGGAGCAGGGAAGGAGAGGGUGGGAAGUCUCCGAUUUGGUUUAGUUUUGACUGGGAUCAUUUGUGAGCUCUCUGAAAGUUUGUUCUCGCUUGGUCUGGUCUCCCAAGCUGCCAGCCUGUGCUGUUCAUUCAGUAUAUCCGGAAUGGCAAUUUACCUGCCAAUGGGAAUGAUACUAAGAAUGGUCUGAAAGCACCUCUUGGGGAUGAUCUACUCUUCGUGGCCCACUAGGGGGCGUGCUUGCCGAGUGUUAAUUCCAGUGGACGUUUCAAAAAGGAGGGGAAAUUUUUACACUGGCACUGAAUCCAAGUAGCAACUUGUGAUUGCUUUGCUUCAUAAAACUGAGGACAAAAUUAGACAGAACUGAGAAUAUGUGAACUUAAAGGGAUUUAUUCAACAUCUAGCUACGUUGAUAUCUGGCAUUUGCUGGGCUCUGCAUUUUAGUUUUUUAAGUCCUCAGAAGUGUCAUUCUACAGUGCUAUGCAGGAAGUUAAAGGGUAUAGUGCAUCUCUAGAAAAUACUGCAUCUAGGCUUGGGAUUCACCAAUCAGACAUUGGUGAAUGGAAAGUGGAGAUUGGGGAUACACCUUUAGAUCAGGUCCAGGUGGCCUCUCCAUUGUCCCCUAAAGCAUCAUCUCAGCUGGAGAAGAU